Molecule: messenger RNA, 5192 nt
Organism: Bactrocera dorsalis (oriental fruit fly)
Lineage: Eukaryota; Metazoa; Arthropoda; Insecta; Diptera; Tephritidae
Exons: 6
Coding region: 770-5068 (1432 amino acids)
Biological process (GO): proteolysis
Molecular function (GO): zinc ion binding; metallocarboxypeptidase activity
Source: RefSeq, a predicted model, not a curated record
AACAAACAAAGUGAAAAGACCUUUGCAUUCGGCAUAAGAAAAUAUCACUUUCAAGUAGUGUACACGCAACGGUAAAUAGAACUACGAAAACGAUGAAAAGCACUAUGAUUAGAUCAACAAUUUGUAAUGGUUCGAUUCAUAUUGACGGCGACGACAAUGGCGACGAUGGCAGAAUGUCGCUAGUGCUUUCAUGUUUCAAGUGACACUGUGUGAGACGUUGGAAAAUUCAAAUUGGCGUGUGCCAUCGCCAACUGUCAUUAUACUUCUGGGUGAAGUAGUUAGAGCAUACAGGCAUAUGUAUGUAUGUAUGUGUGUGUUGCGGGAAGUGAACCCUCCGCAGUUCACCCGGUUAAAUACGCAUUUAAACACACAUGGCAGUGAAUGUGUGUUGUUUUUUGCACACAUAUGUACACAUAUACCGUGCGCAUAUGUGUGCGUGUGGUGGCAAGCGACUGUAGCUGUGGCUGAAUUUCACUUUAGCGCGGCGCGCUUGCGUUAUUCGCAUGUGGCACGGUGAAGCGAAAGGUGGUCCAGUUGAAAAGUAAGCGACUAUUUGAACAAAUUAAAAGAGCUUAAGUGCAUAAAAUUGUCUUUCAACGCUGAAAUUGGCUUGUGAAACAAUGUUGCAUGAGAGCUGGUGGUAAAAGUGAUUAUCCUUGCUCCAUGCAAAAUAAAGCGGCAGUGAAAGCAGUGUUGAAAAAAUUGAAAAAAAUUAUUAUCAGUUUGUAUUUAAGCAAAAGCUAGUGAGAAAUUGAAAACUGUGGAAAAAAUGCUGUGCUUUUUCGUGGUCACAAAGUUACUCAUGCUCAAGCUGCUCCUUGCCAGCAUAUCCGGUUUGCGCGCCGCCUACGAUUUCGGCUAUCAUCCGAGCGCCGAGGAAUUCGAUAAUUUCGUGCGCGACACGAAACGCACCUGGACGCGUGAUUUGCUCGCCAACGAGCACCGACGCGCGUGGACCGCGAAGCCGCCCUAUCGCAAUGUGAACGGCAAUUUCGUGCCGAAGUAUAAUCGCGAUGAAGAACGUUUGAGUGUCGCGACGAAACAUGGCGCUUCGUGGCCAGGACAUGUGCAACGUGUCGGGCGUCCGUUAAAGCAUUGGCAUGAGUCACCAAGCGCCGCGGCGGCGGCUCAUGCGCUGAACGGCCAGACUGUGGGCUCAACUUUUGAUUUCAAUAUGUUCGAUGAUCAAGCGGGUUCAGAUGAAAUAAAUACGUUUGAUUUGCCGAGUGUGCAUGCGUUCACGGGCGCAACACAACAUAAUCCACAAGUUUCAUCCACAACGCAGCCACAACUGCCGGCGCAUAACCUUAAAAUGCCGCCAGUCAAGCAGAGUUUGGGUAGUGUCAUCGAAAUCGCAUCGUCCAGUGAAACGCAAAAACAAACGCAACAAAACGCGAAUCAAAGCUUCGAAAAUCUCACUAAGAACCACAGCGCCCAGCAGUUUCCAUUAUUUUUUACCAAUCCCACCACCGGUAUCAUAUAUGCGAUUACAGAGGUGGGGCACAUGCCAGAUGCCGUCAACACAUUACCGUCCUCCUCCAACAACAGCAGCAUACCGAUUUAUAUCUCUAAAGAGCAAUACGAACGCGAUUUGUAUCUCCAACGCAAAUAUUACGAAAGUAAUUGUCAAGCUCCUGCUCCAGCGCCGUUAGAUAAAAUUUCGGUCGAUCGCAUCCCCACAACCAUCACUUCGGCGAUCUCAGCCGGUUCGAAUAGCACAAUGCGCCCACAAAUUAUACGCCUGCAAAGACCCUUAAGCACGCCCGUAACCAAAAUACCAAUCUCCAAAUUACCUACCCACCUACACAAACCACCACCGGUUAUGGUGCAAACCGAGUUGACGAUCAGUGAUCAAGUGCACUUACCAACGCGCAAACAUAAGACUAAACUCAAGCGUAAGAAUAAGAAGAAACCAAAUAGACCGGGCCGUAAGCCUAAUACGCACCUAAUAGGUCUUAAGCACAGUGAGUUGCCACAAAUCAUCAAAGGUGUGCGCGCAUCAACAGCAAAACCCCAAACAAGCACCGAGAAACAACAAGUCGCCACACAGCUGGAGAAGCCAAACUUUACAAACGGUAUUUUUAGCAAGAGUCUCACAUCGCAGGAGCAUCGUUUACACAAACGUUCCGUUACAAAUAUACGCGCCUAUAUAAAUGAACCGCGAAGUAUGAAAAUGACAGAUAAACAACUCAUAGGUCAGGCAGCUUUAACCCCAACUAAAGAGAGUAACAACGUCAAAAUGAUGAAUGAACCAACAAAGCCAGUAGCAAGAAGACGACCCAGAAUUAAGCAGCGUCGUGCGAAAGUGGGCAAUCAUACUGAAAUACAAAAAUUAAGCAAUAGCGCAUUCAAUCGCACCAAUUGGGAGCUGCCAAAACAACCUGUGCGUAGAGGCAACUCAACUAAGCUAAAGACUAAGCAAACAACGAAGAUUGCAAAUCAAACACUUAGCCACAACACUACAACGGAGUUACCAACAUUAACGCUGACCACCACUACACACAGUAAAGCGCGCAAGAAGAAAGUCAAACAUAGAAGAAAGAAGAAGAAGGACAAAGUGGAAAAAAGAGGCGAAUUCGAUCUCUUCAACUUUGACAGCGACGAAGAUGAUGAGGACGACGAUGAUGAUGACGACGACGAAAAAACCUCACAUCGCAACGACAAUGAUGAUGAUGAGGACGAUGAUGAAGAUGACUCCUAUGAGGAAGAUGAAGAUUCUUUUUACGAUUACAAGCAAACUAAUAAGAAACGGAAACAAGGCAAUCAUAAGCCACAACUAGAAAACAGCAAUUCUGCCAGUUUGGAGCAAACCGAAGAGUACACGGAAGAAACAGCAGAACAGACGACAGAUGUGAACAAAAACUCUAUUGUAAUUGACGAUGGCAGUUCAGCGGAACCCGGCGCCGACUUUGGUGCAAUGGGUUCGGAGGAAACUAUUAUGUACAGUUCGUCCAUAACAACUACAAUGAAGCCAAGCACCUAUACUAAGUCCGCUACCAAGAAACGCAUACGCAGACGUCCAUCGUAUAGUGACGCUUCAAACUCCUAUGAGGAUUACGAGGAAGACGACGAGGCUGGCGUUGGUGGUGGUAUUGGCGGAUUUUUUCGUAUGAUCUUCUAUCCAGUGCAAGUAUUUAUGAACAACGUGGCCGAUAAUUUCGGCAGUAAGGAGUCUGAAGAGGAACAAUAUAUUUAUCCGACUUAUACCACCUAUCACAAUGGUAUACAGCGGAUUGAGAGUGAUGAGGAGGAAGAGGAGGAGUCGAACUCACUGACUAGUUGGUUAAGUUCAUGGUUUAGCUUUAACCGACAUAAAAAGAAUAUUGGUAGCACAACACCAGUACCACCACCACCGACACCUACCGAGCCACCGAGUUGGUUUGAAUCGUGGUUCAAUUUCGGCGGCAAACCAACGUCUGAGGAGACAAGUGAAAAUGAUGACAAAUGGUUCUUCGGUUGGUUUGAUUCGAGACCGAAGCGUCGACGCAAAAAGACUACCACUACAACGACCACAGUGCGCACACCCGAUGCACAAGUGCCGAUUUUGACGAUUGUCGAUCCGCUGAAAAAUCCACAAAAUUGGAUUGGCAUUUUGGCACAUCACAUCAUAAAUUCCACCGCCACGGCAGUCACACAAAAUCCGCUUAUGAAUGCAAUCACCCAAACCACCGUUAAUCCAGAUGUGCCGCGUAAAAUCAAUUAUGAGCGAUAUCAAAUAUGGCGCCUAAAGCCGUUGGACGAUACACAAGUGCAUGCGUUGGAAGACUACAAGAAAAGUGAGGAUGGCAUAAAGCUGCAGUGGUUGAAGGGUCCCAGCUUGCGCGGCCUAACAGACGUUCUGGUGCCACCGAAUCAAUUGAUGGACUUUGAGGCUAGCCUCAGUUUCGAAUCGAUCGCGCAUGAAGUACUCAUUUACGAUGUCGGCAAGGCGAUCGUUUACGAGCAGGCGCAAGAGCAGUUUCACUUCAAUGCCGCUAUGCGCCCGUUUAAAAAUAACAAGAAUCAACAGAAACAGCAAGCAAUGACCAUGUCAUGGCAUAAAUACUAUGAAUACGAUGAUAUUAUCACACAUUUGGAAAUAUUACGCAUGCGCCACCCACAACUAGUCGAAUUAAUACAUAUUGGGCGCUCAUAUGAGGGACGACCGUUGGUCAUAGUCAAGAUCGAGUCGAAAGAACAUGCCGCUAGUGUAGCUAGUCAAUCGGAAGUGGCACACAAAAAGUUGAAGAGUAAGAAACAACCGAAAGAGGCGAACUCAGUGUUCAUUGAGUCGGGCACACAUGGCCUAGAAUGGAUCGGACCGGCCACAUCGCUCUGGAUGAUCAGUGAACUAUUGCGACUAAUCAAAAGUAACAAAACAACCGUUGAUAAUGAGUACAUCAAGAAUACGACCUGGUACUUUAUGCCUAUACUCAAUCCAGACGGUUACGUUUAUAGUCAUAAAUAUGAUCGCUUCUGGCGGAAAACCCGUUCCCGUCAUAUCUCGCGCCCUAACGGUAUUAUCGACUCAGCAAUGACUUGGCUGCAGCAAAAGAAGAUAGCAACACGCGUUUGCUAUGGUGUAGAUCUGGAUCGCAACUGGCACUACCAGUGGGGAAGGCGGGGUAGCUCGAAAUCAGCAUGUAAUGAAGUGUACGCCGGACCAGGACCAUUUUCCGAACCCGAAUCAAAAGCGCUAUCGGAAUUCCUAAUAGAUUAUCGUAAACAAAUUAAGAUGUACAUUUCACUACAAGCCUAUGGUCAGAUUAUUUCAUAUCCAAUGAAAGCGAACACUUCAUUUAAUGCCGAACGCAUCGAUGACUUUCUCGAUGUGGCCAUGGUGGGAACGGAUGGAUUGCGUAAGCAAGGCAGCAAGUCACGCUACAAGAUUGACUCAACAAGUGAUCUGGUGGAAAAUCGCUCAGGUUGCUCUGACGCGUUCGCGGCUUAUGAAGUUGGUAUACCCUUCAGCUUUACGAUACAGCUAGCUGAUAAUGGUGUGCAUGGCUAUCUGUUGCCCAGCGCCUCCAUCGAGCCAACCGCACGUGAUGCCUUCGAAAUAAUUACAGCGAUGAUCGAUUACAUUUGAUGGUAGUUCCGAUUCAUAGACUAACUUAUAGAUUGUAACUGUGUAUAUUUGUUUAAUUUGUAAAUAUUUAUGAGUAUUUAUUGAAUAGUAAUUUAAGAAAGUAUGAAACUUUAGUAAGACGAAA